AUGAGUUCUUUGAGUUCAGAAUUGAAAGCCAAAGAAAUUUUCAAUCAAUUUGCAACAGUUGGUGCAAAUGAAGAGAAAAUCAUUACUUUACCUGAUUUUGUUAAUGUUUUAUCUCCAUUUACUACUGAUAUCCCUAAGCAAGCAUUUUCACUUUUAUAUUUGAUUGCUGAUGCUGAAAAAAAAGGGUUUGUUACUGAAGAUAAUUGGUUGAAAUUUGUUAACACUUUGACUUCACCUGAUGGUGAAUAUAAAUUAUUAUAUCAAUUUCUUUCUGGUCAACAAAACACAAAUUCUAAAAUCACUUAUUCACAAUGUAUUGAUAUUUUGAAUAAAAUUAAUUCAUCAAUAGAUUCAAAUUAUCAACAAAAACUUAUAAAAUUGAAUUGGAUUUAUUUCCCCAAAUUUUUUGAACCUAAUGGUUCCAUUGAAUUUAAUGAUUUUGUCACUUUAAUUAGUUAUUUACCCGUAACCAAAUUAAUUGGGAAUUUUGAAAUUGCUGCUUCAAAAACCAAAACAGUUAAUGGUGAAGAAUUGGUUAGAUUAUUAUCAACAAAUUUAAAUCAUAAACUUUCCAAUAAAUUGAAAAUUAAUUUACAUAAUGUUACUGAUUUUUUCGGUAAACAACAAGAUUAUACUUUAUCUAAUUUAUUAUUUAUUUAUGAUGCUUUGAGUAAAGUUGAUUUGAUCAAUGAAGUCAUUGUCAAUACUCCACCAACUACUAAAGAUAAAGAUGAUAUUUUAAUCAAUAAAACCGAUUUAUAUAAUCAUUUGAAUGAUCCAUUAUUAAAAUCUGCCAAUUUUAAACCAGUUUCAAGAUUAGAACUUGAUUUAUUAUUUUAUUUAAUUAAUAAAAAAACUGAUGAAGAUAUUCCUAGAAGAGAAUUAGUAUCAUUUUUAAAUCCAAAUUUUAAUAAUAAUUUAAAUACUUUAUCACCAAUUUUUGAACAUUCCCAAAGUAAACAUUCAACUAUUGAAGCUGGAGAUAAUUUUUCUUUAUGGCCACUUUAUGAUUCAUUAUAUUCAUUUUUCUUAGGAUCAAUUGCUGGAUGUAUUGGUGCCACAGCAGUUUAUCCAAUUGAUUUGGUUAAAACUAGAAUGCAAGCACAAAAGCAUAAUGCUUUGUAUGAUAAUUCAUUAGAUUGUUUUAAAAAAAUUUUACAAAAGGAAGGAUUUAAAGGAUUAUAUUCUGGAUUAGGUGCUCAAUUAGUUGGAGUUGCUCCAGAAAAAGCCAUUAAAUUAACUGUUAAUGAUUUAGUUCGUGGGAUUGGUAGUAAUGAAGAUGGUAGUAUUACUAUGAAAUGGGAAAUUUUAGCAGGUCUGACUGCUGGUGGAUGUCAAGUUAUUUUCACUAAUCCAUUAGAAAUUGUUAAAAUUAGAUUACAAAUGCAAGGUAAUACAAAAAAUUUAAGUAAACCUGGAGAAAUUCCUCAUAAACAUUUAAAUGCUAGUCAAAUCAUUAGACAAUUAGGUUUAAGAGGAUUAUAUAAAGGAGCAAGUGCAUGUCUUUUAAGAGAUGUACCAUUUUCAGCAAUUUAUUUCCCAACUUAUGCUAAUUUGAAAAAACAUAUGUUUGGAUUUGAUCCAAAUGAUCAAUCUAAACAUAAAAAACUUUCUACUUGGCAAUUAUUAAUUGCUGGUGCUUUAGCUGGUGCACCAGCAGCUUUUUUCACUACACCAGCUGAUGUUAUUAAAACUAGAUUACAAGUUGCUGGUAAAAAAAAUGACAUUAAAUAUAAAGGGAUUUUAGAUUGUGGAGCAUCAAUUUUAAAAUAUGAAGGAUUAAGUGCUUUUUUCAAAGGUUCAUUAGCAAGAGUUUUCCGAUCAUCACCACAAUUUGGUUUUACUUUAGCAUCAUAUGAAUUAUUACAAAAUUUAUUCCCAUUACAUCCUCCAUUAACUCGUGAAUCUAGUUUUAAAGGUAUUAGUGGAUAUCCUGGAGUUUAUAAUUUGACUAAUGAUCAAGUUUAUAAUUCUCAAGAAAAAAAUGAAAGAUUAAUAUUAAUGAAUAAAUCUGAAUUAUCUCCAACAAUUGAUAUCACCACCACUACUGCUACUAAUGUUAAUGAUGCUUUAGUUAAAUUACCAGCUGAAUAUAUUUAUAAAUCUCAAGAUGCCGUUAAAUUAUUAUUGGAUAUUGAUUAUAAAUUUGGUAAUUUCAAUUAUGAUUCUUAUGUUAAUUAUAUUAAAAAGAAAUAG
This is a messenger RNA of Candida dubliniensis CD36, 2196 nucleotides long. RefSeq names its product amino acid transporter (gene AGC1). The coding region runs from base 1 to 2196 and encodes 731 amino acids. Lineage: Eukaryota; Fungi; Ascomycota; Pichiomycetes; Serinales; Debaryomycetaceae. The record is from RefSeq and is a predicted model, not a curated record. Gene Ontology annotation, molecular function: L-glutamate transmembrane transporter activity; L-aspartate transmembrane transporter activity. Gene Ontology annotation, biological process: L-glutamate transmembrane transport; malate-aspartate shuttle; aspartate transmembrane transport. The transcript has a single exon.